AUGCAUCUUCUCCCCGAUAUGCAGUCAACAACACGUAAACAACGUCUGGGACACUCCUACAGCCCCGAUGCUCUCGAAACUGCUGCGUUGUACUUUAACAUCACAUUCAGACCAGUAAUUGUCGAACCGUUUCUACCUCGUUGGCCUCACCAAAUUCUUGAAUCAAAUAAGGAUGAGUUACGCCACCGCAUCCUGCUUGGUGUUAAUAAAGACGAAGGUACGUAUGAAAUGAUAUACGGUUUGCGAAAAUACUUUCUUGAUAAAGGCAGUGCCCCAAAACUACCGGAAGCGUUUUCAUCAAACAGCACUGGGCCUAGUCCACUUGAUAUAUUAGCCCUGAACAUCAUAGAUGAAGACGUUCUCUUCCCAAUUUUAUUGCACGCUACGGCCUUUGAAUAUAACAUUCCAAGCAGACUAUCUCCUGAGAGGGAAUGGACAGCAUUAGAGGUUCAGCAGGCAUUAGCAGAAAUUACAGGUGAUUACAACAUCAUAUGCCCUGUUAUCAAAUUUGCCGAU
This is a messenger RNA of Rodentolepis nana, 516 nucleotides long. Lineage: Eukaryota; Metazoa; Platyhelminthes; Cestoda; Cyclophyllidea; Hymenolepididae. The record is from the annotation of a GenBank genome assembly.